CAUGGAAAUCGAAGUUUGGUACCGUUGCGAUCUGAACUGGACCCCGAAAGUUCGGUUCCCCCUUUUUCGGCAGGCGGUAUUUGGAUAUUGACUACCACCUCCCUCCCCUCCAAAUGAGAACUCCAUCAAAUUCUCCACAAUCUCUUUCAUUCCUUCACCAAAACUCUCAAACUUCAUUCCACCACAACAACCACACAAGAACCUUCGUCGGGAAACUUGCAACAUGGACAACCCCUCAAGCCCGGAACCUCUUCAGGGACCUCUGAUAUCAGCCCGACCAAAAACUCACUCACAGCCUCUUCCUACAGAAUCACCAACUUGUCCACCAAACUCCCCACUUCCAUCAAGACCCUCCACCAAAGAGAAACCCUCAAGCCCAACACAGCCUCAGGGACUUCCGAAAUCCACCCAACAAACCACAGCUUCACAAUCCCUCCCCACCGCCUCGCCAUUCUGUCCGCCAAACUGUUCGAAAGCCACAGCCUCCCACCCAAUCCUAAUAUCACAGGAGCCCGGCUUCAAGCCCCUCCAAAUCCUCCCCCUGACCCCCCUCAACAAAGCCAAACUCGCCUUCUUCCACGCCGGGAAGCACCACUUCACCUACUCCCCCCGCACAGGACUCCUAACCUACGACGGCCGCAUCCCUUACCCUCCCAUCCACACACGACGAGCCAAACGCGAACGGCUGUACGACCUGCUAGCAGACUACGUCGUCCACAUAUUGGACGAAAUCGCUCUCCGAGGCGGCUUCAAAAAAUACGUCGAAAGGAAGAAAAAGGAGAUAAACGCGAUGGAAAUCCCUCGAGAGAUUCGCCGCCCCGUCUCCCAACUCCGAAGAACUCGGGCGGGAAUGCGAGAAUGGAGAGGUCUGAAUCCCGCCCUUAUGUCCGAUGGCUUUUUGAAGGGUCUGGCGGAAGAAUUGAUCGCCUCUCAAUGCACCUGCAAAAAAUGCGAGCGUAUGCGCUACCCGGACCGGUUUUCCAGGAUGAGGGACGAGAAUGUGUGGGAGAUGUUUCACCUUUUGAUGGAUGAGGAUUGUCGGGAGGUGAGGGAGAGCUGGGAUGUGGUCUUCGCGGCGCAUGUAAUUGGGACGGAUGGCGUGGAGGAUAUUUUGGGCUAUACGGAGUUUGAGGAGAGGUGGAGGGGGAGGGAUGAUAAGGCAACGGCGUGGAGAUGGCUAAGAGAAGGGGAAUAUGGGGAUUUGGUUGCGGGGUAUGACGUUCCGGACGGGGAAGGGGGGAAGGGGAAGGGGAAGAGGAAGGAAGCUCCUUGUGAUGAAAAGGAAAAUUCUCACUUAAUGGUCACUAGAAAGAAGAAGAAAGUGAGAUUUGAGUUGGAUUGA
Molecule: messenger RNA, 1342 nt
Organism: Hyaloscypha bicolor E
Lineage: Eukaryota; Fungi; Ascomycota; Leotiomycetes; Helotiales; Hyaloscyphaceae
Exons: 1
Coding region: 224-1342 (372 amino acids)
Source: RefSeq, a predicted model, not a curated record